GGCGUCCUUGCCGAGGACCUUGACUAUUUCAGGCUGUGGUGAUCGCAGCCUCCAGCACUGGCUGUUCCUUCAGCAGAAACCGGCCAAAAAGAGCCAUUUGUCCAGAGAACAGAACAGACUGUUUAGCUUCAAAUUCCACACACGAUGACUCAUGAUUCCGGAUGAUUUGAAAAUAAAGACAGACCCACAGAUGCAACUGCCAUCUCGAAGAUUUCAGUUACAAUGCAAGUAUUGGUGCUCAGCUUCUUCCUCCUCCUUUUCUUCAGCCCGAGUUUUGCUGAUGAUACAGUGGCAGAGGACAUUGGACCUCACCAGCUGGAGCGUCUGGUGGAGCUAUUGACAUAUCAUGAAUGUGUGGAGCUCAUCUCUGCCAUGUCUCGACCAGAAGAGAACAUCUUCCAACACUUGGACCGACUGUCUGCAGAAAAGAACCAGUUACUGCGGUCAAGACGACGCAGAAACAUAGACCAGAAGCCCCCCUGUCGCUCAGCACUUAAGGACUGGCUGCAGAUUCACGGCAAGGAGAUAUACUACGACAGGCUGUCUCGUGCACUGCAUCAGAUCGGCAGGACUGACAUUGCCAUAGAGGUGGGUAAGAACAUCAACCAGGACAAAACUCUUGCUAUUCAGAGAUAUGUGGAAGGCUACCAUGAACUUGUUAGCCAAAUGGCCACCCAUCUGGAGAACCAUGAACCAGAAGAUCAUGAUGAUCAUGGGGACCAUGAAAAGGUGCUGCAGUACUCUGCAAAACAGGGCAGAGGGUUCACCUGGAAAGAUGUGGACUUGGUGGUGAAAAGGCAACCAGUGCCACCUUAUCAGCACCAUCUGCUAGACAGAGCAUGGCCUCUACUUUAUGGCCUUCUGCUUGGAUUUGCCAGCGCACUGCUCAUGAGCGUGGCCAUCUUGCUUAUUAGCAUAUAUGUAUCCCAUGGCAACAGUACCAAAUCCAGGUCUGAGCAUCAAGCCUUUUGCUGUCCCCUCCUCAGAGUUGUAACAUCAUCAGAGAUACGUCACCCAGAGGACGCACGCAGACCGAGUAAUGAAUGUUCAGGACAAUAAUGAAGCCAUGUUCAUCAGUAUGAAAUUCAUUAUUAAAUGUGCCUUUGAUGGCUGAUUAUGACCCA
Messenger RNA from Megalobrama amblycephala (Wuchang bream), 1124 nucleotides. RefSeq names its product transmembrane and death domain protein 1-like. Gene Ontology annotation, biological process: signal transduction. Gene Ontology annotation, molecular function: protein binding. NCBI's taxonomy places the organism in Eukaryota, Metazoa, Chordata, Actinopteri, Cypriniformes, Xenocyprididae. The coding region runs from base 223 to 1059 and encodes 278 amino acids. The record is from RefSeq and is a predicted model, not a curated record. The transcript has 5 exons.